This is a messenger RNA of Cotesia congregata, 429 nucleotides long. Lineage: Eukaryota; Metazoa; Arthropoda; Insecta; Hymenoptera; Braconidae. The record is from the annotation of a GenBank genome assembly.
AUGAGUUUUAUUAAGGGUCAUAUUGACCUAUUAGUUAGAUUGGGAAAAAUUAUUAAGCAAAAUGGUGUUAAUCCUUUGAAAGUCCUCGGAACACUAUACAGAACCGAUGAUUUGAAAUUUGGUAAACAUAUAGGUACUGACAAAUAUGGCAAUCGUUAUUACCAAAAUGACUUUUACUUCUACGGAAGAAAUCGUUGGGUAAUUUAUGCCGAUCAUGUUCAUAUGGAUUACGACGCAUCCCAAGUUCCCCCAGAAUGGUUCGGAUGGUUGCAUUACAAAACAGACUUGCUUCCACACGAAGACCCAGCAAGAGUCCAGCGCCGAUGGAUGAUCGACCACAAAGAGAACAUGUCGGGUACUAAGGAAGCUUACAUGCCCUACAGUACCACCAAGCCAAAAGUAGAGCCAUGGAAGCCUCCACAAAAUUAA